Messenger RNA from Dendrobium catenatum, 1910 nucleotides. RefSeq lists its product as uncharacterized. The transcript is spliced from 4 exons. The record is from RefSeq and is a predicted model, not a curated record. NCBI's taxonomy places the organism in Eukaryota, Viridiplantae, Streptophyta, Magnoliopsida, Asparagales, Orchidaceae. The coding region runs from base 363 to 1808 and encodes 481 amino acids.
UUUGAAUAUUCCCCUUUGCCCUAACCUCGCGUACCCGCAAGAAUUCGCGCAAGAGGCGGCAGCUUCGGACGACUAGAGAAGGCUUCGAAGUUGGGAUUUUGGUCGACUGAUUGCGGUCGGAAAUCUAUUCGCUUGGAAGGGAACGCGUGCAUGUCGGACGUUGGAGUUCAGUUCGCGAAUCGCGAGGGCGUCGGGAGAUUACGCGAUCCUCAUUGCGAGGACUAGGAAUACAACAACCAACCAAAGGAGCGGUCACGAGUUGUGAGGAGAUUCUUCUGGUUCGGGAGGUUUUAAGGGCCAGCGGGAGGCGAGAACCUGGAAGGAGUGCAGACGGGUGGGAAAUCAGCAAGAGAGGAGGCCAAAUGGGAAGCAGCAAGUUGGUAGACUGGAGCCCUGGCAAGGCGAGAGAGGAGGAAAGAUUAUCUUUGAAUGUUUGGGUAGACAAUGCCAAGAAGCGUGUAGUACUUGCAGAAGCUAGCAGCGAUUUCAUCAACGUACUCUUUAGCUUCUUGACUCUACCGCUGGGCACCAUUAUCAAGCUUCUAUCCAAAAACUCCGGUCUGGGAUCCAUUGACAAUCUCUAUGACAGCAUCGAGAAGCUUGACGAUCAAUAUUGGCAGACUAAGGCUUGUAGUAAUAUGCUUCUUAGCCCUCGAAAUGCAGCCGAAAAAUAUUGUGAGCAUUUAAAGCUCAACGUGGAUGGUGACAAUAACCCGAGAGAAUUUUAUUAUUGCAAAAUGGAAAGAUGCAUAUCACACUCCAAAUAUUAUUUCUCCUCUGUUAGGGACACAAUAUGUCAUUAUUGUGGAGAGGUUAUGGAUGAAGUUGAGCUGUGGGAAAAAGUUGAAAUAAUAGAGAAUGAUGAAGUAUUCGUUAAGAAAAAUAACGUCAAAUACAUAAUAACCGAUGAUUUUCAUGUCAAACCAUAUUCAAUGUCGUACUACUAUGAUAUGCUGAAAGACUCUGGUGUAGAAGAUUUGUAUCUCAUGGAGGUGAGGACCAUUGAGUUUGGAAGAGAAGAGCUUUUGAAUUUACUAAAGAAAUUACUAGAAGGAAAAGAAGUGCUGACAAAAAUUUGCUUCCCUGAUUUGUGCAUUCGAUCUACUACCCCUAUAUAUUACGAUGAAAUGGAGAUUAAAAUUUUCGAAAGGGAAGAUAAUGCACAGUUCGAAACAAGUACGUUACAGAUCACGCUCUUCCUGAAUAUAACAAACAACAAUGUGGUGUGUGCAGAACUAAAAGAAGACUUAGCUAAUCAGUUAUUUAGCUUUCUCACAUUUCCACUUGGCUCAGUGUUGGGGCUCAUUGAUUUUUCCAAUUUCUUAGGAUGCAUGCCCAACCUAUACAAUAGCAUUCAAGAAUUAAAAAUUGAUUGUUUCACGUCAGAGGAAGCAAAAAGUAUGCUGAUAUCACCACAACUUCCACCCUUUAGUGGUUACAACAAACAAAUGCUAAAUAUUCAAGAACACCCUCCUUAUGUCGUAAAUCGUAUAAAUAUAUUUAAGGAGGGAUUGGGAGAAUCUUACUCAAGUGAAAUCGAUCCAAAGUUACCUAUGACAGAUAUUGAUUCAAAUGAUGGAUUUGUUGGGACUCAAUCUUUUGUGGUAACAGAUGACUUCCAUUUUACUCCAAUGUCCUCUUUAUCUUUCACACAAAUCAAAGAAAUGCUGGGCCUUCGUAUUGACCACCUUGAGAAGAGGAAGAUGUCUAUAGGAAAGGCUCAGGUUCUUAAUCUUCUUAGAGCCAUGCUGGUCUCCAAAACAGUACUUAGUGAUGCUCUCUUUCAUUGUGCUAAGCAGGUGAAGUAGAAGGCUUUUUGUGAUUUUAAAGGGAUAGUUUCUUAAUUGUUUAGAACCCCGAUGCUCUCAGUUGUUUUUCUCUUAAGUUGUUUUAUGGCACUUUUAUUUCAA